AUGGUAGAGAAAUUUGAUCCAACAGAAUCUCCUCAUAGAAGAUACAAUCCACUGACAGAUAGCUGGAUAUUAGUAUCACCACACCGCACUAAAAGACCAUGGCAAGGGCAGGUUGAAGCACCAAGUAAGCCAGAUCUACCAGUAUACGAUCCAAAGUGUUAUUUAUGUCCUGGUAACGAGAGGUCAAAUGGCGGUAGCAAUCCAAAGUAUGAUAGCACAUAUUACUUUGUUAAUGAUUUCAGCGCGGUAUAUCCACAAAAUGUUGAAACGCCAGCUGAGCCUCACCCUUUGAUCAAAACAUCACCAAUAUCUGGAAGAUGCUACGUUGUUUGCUUCCACCCUAAUCAUAACCGUACGAUUGCUCAGAUGGAGACGAAGGACGUCUUCAACGUGGUCAAGAUUUGGUGCGAUCUUUAUUCUUUCAUACCAGAAGAUGAACCAUCUGUGAAGUACAUACAAAUCUUUGAGAACAAAGGAAGCGCUAUGGGAUGCUCAAACCCACAUCCACAUGGUCAAAUAUGGUCAGUUAGUUAUAUACCAGAAGAACCAGCAAAAGCGCUUGAAAUGCAGGGCAAAUACGCCAAGAAUACUGUCGCAACUUCAUCAACGAAGGUAUCACACUUAACUGGCUCUCCAAAUAUGUUAUUAGACUAUGCAGCAUUCGAAUUAGACAAAAAGGAGAGAGUCGUUUGCUCGAAUGACGAUUUUGUAGCUGUAGUACCAUACUGGGCAGUAUGGCCAUUUGAAACGCUCGUAAUUCCAACAAAGAAACAUAUUCCUUCUGUUGCAUAUCUCAACGAAACUGAGCAGGGAUCUUUAGCUGCCAUUCUUAGGGAAGUUGCAUGCAGAUAUGACAACAUAUUUGACACUAGUUUCCCAUAUUCAAUGGGUUUAACACAGCAACCGAUCAAGAAAGAGGGUGAUGCUGAUUGGGAUAGUAACUGGGACGACGCACAGCUGCACAUACACUUCUAUCCCCCACUUUUACGUUCAGCAAGUGUUAGGAAAUUCCUUGUCGGAUUUGAGUUGUUGGGUGAGCCACAAAGGGACCUGACAGCAGAAGGUGCAGCUCAACGCAUCAGAGAUAGUGAUCCAACCUAUCCACGCUGGGCUAAGCAAUAA
Wallemia mellicola CBS 633.66 is the source of this 1122-nucleotide messenger RNA. RefSeq names its product UDP-glucose hexose-1-phosphate uridylyltransferase. Gene Ontology annotation, molecular function: UDP-glucose:hexose-1-phosphate uridylyltransferase activity; zinc ion binding. Gene Ontology annotation, biological process: beta-D-galactose catabolic process via UDP-galactose, Leloir pathway. The record is from RefSeq and is a predicted model, not a curated record. The coding region runs from base 1 to 1122 and encodes 373 amino acids. The transcript has 7 exons. Gene Ontology annotation, cellular component: cytoplasm. NCBI's taxonomy places the organism in Eukaryota, Fungi, Basidiomycota, Wallemiomycetes, Wallemiales, Wallemiaceae.